UGGAUUACAACAGCAAGCUGUUUUGUACUUUUUUAUAUCUGCAUCACAUCGGAGUUUUCAAACUUCUAAACUUUAGCCUAGGCCGUAAAUCAGAAGUACCGACGACCGAUCAUAUUUGUUUUGGACAAUGAAUUACCCGUGACGACAACACGUCUCAUAAGGUUUCUUCCGGAGUUCAUUCAAGGCUAGGAAAGCUAUCGUCUUCGGUCCCCACUGCCUCUAUACAUGUAUGAACAAUCAAUUUGAUACACGUAGUUAAUCAUUAGACAUAGACAAUAUACACUCGCCAUGCCUCUUAUGUUAUAAAGCUAGGCUCGGUACGGUCGUGUUGACACACUGGUUGUUACCACGGGAAUAUACUCAUCCAGGCCAGUACCGUCUUUAGAGUAAAGUUAAAGAGCUGCAUACAUAUUCGAUUUUAAUAUAAUUAUCAAUGAGUUCUGUUAUGCGGAGCGUAAAACCUGCCGGACAGGUACUGGCCUUCCUGCUCCGCCAGCGAGCGUCAGCCUGGGUCUCCACUUGUGCUCUUAACAGCAGAGGGCUCCCUCGACCCGGGGAAUACCGCGGAUCCCUCCCCGGUACGGUCAGCUGCAGAACAUUAUGCUCAAGGAUGGCGCUGAGAGAAGGACUCGUCUUCAGACAGAGGUUAUGGUGUGAGAUGUUGCGGACAGAACAACAAAGUCAGCCACUAAACAUGGCUCAUUCACCAUAGAACUCAUGAAGCUUUACGAGUCCAGCAGCAGUACCUACACUUACCUACUGGCGGACUCUGAAAGUGCAGAGGCCGUAAUCAUUGACCCCGUCUUGGAGACGGUGGAGCGUGACCUGAUGCUAGUCAACCAACUGGGGCUAACGCUUAAGAUGGCAGUGAACACCCACUGCCACGCGGACCACAUCACGGGCAGUGGGCAGCUGAAGCGCCGCGUGACGGGGCUCCAGAGCGCCAUCUCGAGGCACAGCGGGGCGUCCGCUGACCUCCUGCUGUCGGAGGGAGACACCAUCUCCUUCGGCCGACACGUGUUGACGGUUCGGGAGACUCCAGGCCACACGGACGGCUGUGUCACCCUGGUGCUGGGCGACCAGAGCUUGGCUUUCACCGGAGACACCCUGCUCAUCCGAGGCUGUGGACGGACAGACUUCCAGCAGGGCUGUGCCAAGCGUCUCUACGACUCCGUGCACAAGAAGAUCUUCACGCUGCCGGACCAGUGUCUUGUCUACCCAGCGCACGACUACAAAGGUCAGACGGUGUCGACAGUAGGGGAGGAGCGGCGGUUUAACCCUCGCCUCACCAAGAAUCUGGAGGAGUUCGUAGACAUCAUGAACAAUCUGAACCUGCAGAAGCCGGCAAAGAUAGACGUUGCAGUUCCCGCUAAUCUGGUUUGUGGGCUCCACGACGUCUGACCGCAUCUCCAGCAGCAGUUGCUUUUUAUUUGAGUGUGACUUUGAUAUUAAUGAACAUGUGCGUUAAUGAUUGUGAAACGUCUUCUCAUAAUUCCAUGUUAUAAAAUGUGUAACCUUUGCGGGAAAGAGGAAAUCAUGACAAUACAAUAACAAUAUUCGCGUGUAGAAAUGAUGUGUAAAUAAAUACCACAAUCAUCAAAUAAUUAAACUAAA
Gadus macrocephalus (Pacific cod) is the source of this 1614-nucleotide messenger RNA. It is a transcript of the gene ethe1, whose product is annotated as ETHE1 persulfide dioxygenase. Gene Ontology annotation, molecular function: sulfur dioxygenase activity. The coding region runs from base 718 to 1401 and encodes 227 amino acids. The record is from RefSeq and is a predicted model, not a curated record. Lineage: Eukaryota; Metazoa; Chordata; Actinopteri; Gadiformes; Gadidae. Gene Ontology annotation, biological process: glutathione metabolic process; hydrogen sulfide metabolic process. The transcript has 8 exons.